Portunus trituberculatus (swimming crab) is the source of this 1381-nucleotide messenger RNA. RefSeq lists its product as uncharacterized. The record is from RefSeq and is a predicted model, not a curated record. The transcript is spliced from 5 exons. Lineage: Eukaryota; Metazoa; Arthropoda; Malacostraca; Decapoda; Portunidae. Bases 149 to 1141 code for a protein of 330 amino acids.
CCUCCUUGUCGAACCAAACAGUAAACAAGGGAGCCACAGUGUCGGGUAGCGAUGCACACACAGUCACCUUUCAUCCUCUCAGUCGCAGCGUAUCCUCGAGAGCAAAUACUAUAACUGUACUGCGAGUUAGUCCUUCGAUCGUGUCAAGAUGUUAUUAAAGACUGCGCCGCCUGGCUUGGCAGUGGCAGUGAUGGCAGUAAUUGUAGUGGUGAGAGGGGAAAUGCACUGGUCAGGACAAGAAUCAGGCUGGUCCAUGCAGUGUAGGGGACCGGUUUGCGAAACGGCGGAGAAGCAAGCGGAGGGGCUGGCCAGACUGAGGGUGCUGAGCGACUACAUCAAGGAAACGAUGAACCUGAUGGAGUCUGUCAUUGCUUCCCUGGACGACGAAAUGGUGGAGGUAGCACAAGAACUUAAGAGCGCGGUAGGCCGCCGCUGCUACUCUCGGACACUGGCGUCUCUCGGCCCUCUAAUAAUGAACCACCAGAACCACUCCAGCCAGCAAGUAUCAGAAAACAUCAUUGAAGCAACUAGCGACUCUGAGGGUACCCAGUCAUCCACGGACAUGGCACAAAGCUCGAGCUCCGCGAUAUCUGAAGACGUUGAUACCGUGUUGGGCAGUUCUUACUCCACCACCCAAUACACCUCCCAGACCCCGUACUCAAGCAGCACCACAUACGGCAAUGGGCGCGGCUCCCAGCGUACAGGCAGCACUUCUCAUGCCAGCACUACUCGUACCUCACACACUAGCCGCCUUCCAGAUGCCAGCAAUAAGUACGAAGCUCAGCCCUCAUCCAUUACGACAACGACAUAUACGGCACCAGAGGACGUCAGCAGGUGGCAAGGAGGCAGCGGCCGUUGGCAGGGAGGCGGCCAUGGACAUGGUGGUAGCCGAGGACAGGGUAUCGGUCGAGGACAAGGCGGUGGUCUAGGCAAGGAACACGGUGGAGGUAGAGGGAGAGUUUGGGGUCACGGUAGAGGAAAUCGAAACCGGGCCCAUGAGGAGCCACCUCCAGUACAGCCGCAAGGAUCAGGAUGCCGCGGUGUUCCAGUUGGGUCGCCUCAUUACAUACCUGGCUUAGAUUAUUGGUGCAAAACUAAUUGUCCUCAAGGAAACUGUCCCUCAACCCACUGCAUUUGUUAAACUGUUUUCAGUCUGUGAAGGUGGCAGGGGUGGCACAGCAGAGCAGGCUUAUUGAAGAAAUGGGACGAGCCUGUUUGUUGCUUCCAUUGGUGUUGCAGACUGCAUGGGACAUAUGCAAUUGUUUGAUUAUUCCAUCUGGAAGAUUUAAGUAUUGACAUAAUCAGAUUUAACAUAUUGAUUGCUUUAUUUUCCUCUUGACAUUUACGUUUCUUUGUUGUAGCAAUAAAAUAUAUAAAACAA